AGAAUAAGAGGAGUGAGAGGGGGAGUUAGUAAUUACGUUUCUUGUUUGCGACCGCGUGGUGCUUCUAAGGUUCCGCUUCCGUCAACCCGGUUUCGUCCCCACAUGUCAGUGCCGGGACCUGUGUUUUAAUUAGAUUUGUAUUCUAGGUUAGAUAGAUCCCUUAAAAUCAUGGUCGGAAUCGAUAAAACUACUCCCGAAUCAUCUGUCAUCAAAGAAGUUCUCCCAUCGCCGAAGCUGAUGGACAUCAUACCAAGGGCUUUAGAUGUGGACCGAGGGAUCUUGGAUCUAUUCACGGUGCUGGCAGUCGCCUCCAAGGAGAACAGGAUCGUCGCCGUUGGAGACCUAAUUGGCAAACUCAAGGAAAAACAGGACGGAACUUCGGGACCAUGUCAGGAAGUUCUGUAUUCUCUGAAACGCCUAAUCAAGGGCUUGUCAUCACCACGAAAGCUGGUUCGAGUGGGCUACCCUCUUGCCCUUUGUCAGAUUUUACGUCAGUUUUCUAUCAUUGAAGGUUCUGAUGUCUUACAAAUGAUUGAAGAGUAUCUGGAUUUAUCUAAAGCGGAGAGCUCUUCAGAAAAAUCCAACAUGGAGAUUGGUAUUGCCCUGGCAUACAGCGCCGUUAUACAGUCAGACAUUUUAUUAAAGGACCAGACCACGAUACUACCACUGCUCCAACAGUUGAUGUCCUUCAAGACAGACAAGUCCUACGUCCAACACAUCUGGCACCAGUGUCUACCAUUGCUGAUACAGAAGAUGGUGACCCACAGUGGAUUUGAGACAGAAAUCUGGCCAGUCCUCCAGAAAGAUCUAUCCUUGGGUUGGAGCGACGUCACACCCGAGAGACUUCAAGUCCUCCUGAUCUGUAAACAACAUCUUCCUGACAAAAUUGACAAGACGUUCCUCAAGAAAAACUGGUCAAACAAGAAGAUAAUCGGUGAAAAAACUUAUAAACAGUUAUUGUCAGUCCUUCAGGAUUCCACCCGUGGCCAUCCCAUCAUCCACAACGUUAAUAAACUCCUACUUCAAGAGCUGCCCGUCGAAUUAGUUGGAGACUUCUGGAGGGAAAUUGGAGAAAUCUUGUUCCAUGGGGAGCUGUCCAAAAGACGUCUUGGUAUGUUCCUCUUAUCCGAAUUGAUCAAGAAACCUUUGAAUAUUGAACAGCUUGAAAUGCUUCUCUCCAAACACAUCUGCGAGAUGGUCUUUACAGACUUGAAGUUCACCAACAAGGAGCAGCCUUCAGCUCAAAUGGUGCUGGACAGUUUGGCUUCUCUGCUGGACAGUUCCAAAGACGACCACCUCCACUCAACUGUGGUGAAGUGUUUCACGAAAUCCCUGGAUGCCGAGAAAAAUCAAACCAUGGAGCUUCAUACUGUUCUCUCUGCCAUUAUACCACAUUUGACUGUGAAAGCAGCAGAAGAAUUGAGUCAGGAAAUAAUGAACCUCAUUGAGGGACGACAGUUCUAUGGUUCAACGUUCACCAGUCUGUCUGUUCGUCAGUGGUCCAUCAAUCAACUCAGCCUGUUCUUCAGCCACUCUGCUGGUCAAGAGGAUGUCCGGCAGUGCCAGGCCAAUCUCCUCCAGUACUUGUUCCGCCAUGCCUUCUUUGUCCUCUCCAAGUCGUCCUCGGAGAUACCUCAUUGCCACAGUGAACCGGUGUCCUUUGGCGAGAAAUUGCAGAAGACCUGCAAUUUGGCAUUCGUGAAGAAUUUCCUCAAGAUUAUCACAAUGAAGUCUGAUAAAAACAAGAAGGCCUACAUUACCAAAACAGUCCAACAGAUAUUUUCCUAUGUUGAGUCUUUGGUCAGUAAUUCAGAUGUUGUGAAACCACUGAAAGAAUUGAAUGAAGAGACGUUACAAGCUCUUCACCAGAUCAAACAGAUGUUGUCCCAGAUGCACUCAAUCAAAACCGACCAAUCAGAAAGCAAGAAUAUUUAUGCCUUUGAGAUCCUACUCACCUACCUGGCCCUACAGGUGUUUUGUGACCCACAGAACUGCCUCGAUGUCAUUCAGGACAGUUUGUCUUGCUGUGAGAAAUCUGUUAAGAAGAGGGUGAAAUCUUCAGACGAUGAGCCGGACUGGUUGGACGUCUUACUCGAUGUCCUCAUUGCUAUGAUGACCCAUCCUUCCAAACUGUCUCGUGCCAUAGCGACCAGCAUCUUCUCAGCCAUUAGUGACCACAUCACACCUCUGUCCCUUGGUCUUCUUACAGAGAUUCUGAUGAAGAAAACAACUGAUGUGGCAAACGAUGAAGAUUUUAUGUUUGGUGAUGAAGAAGAAGGUGAAUCUGAAGAGGAGGAUGUAGAGAUGUCUGAAAAGGGUGCUGAUGACGAUGAGGAUGAAGAAGAAGAGGAAGAAGAUGAUGAUGAUGAUGAUGAGGAAGAGGAGGAGGAGGAUGAGGAUAAAGAUGGCAAUGCAGCGGAGGCCAAUAUGGAGGUGGAUGAGGAUUUCCGCCAGAAAGUGAAAAAUGCCCUGGGGGAUGCUGCAGAUAAUACGGAUGAUUCUGAGGAAGAACUUUCGGAUCUCAGUGACAGCGAGAUGAGCAAAUACGACGCUGCGCUCGCAGCCGCAUUCCGCAGUCGCAACCGAACCGAAAUCAAGAAAGCAUCGAACGACAAGAAACAGCAGCUGAUAACCCUGAAGAUCCGGUUACUCGAUUUCAUCGAAGUUCUCAUCAAACAGAAUCACAAAGCAGAAAUAGUGACGCUCUUAUUUCGGCCCCUUCUGGAACUGCGGGAUUCCAGUGAACGUAACAGAAUUGAAAUGACCCUUGGAGAGAAGGCCAUCCGUCUAUAUCGACAGUUGUACAAAACCAAGGUGUCUCCUGACACUUAUUCACAGAUCACUAAGGAGGAUCUUCUGGAUCUCAUGACACACUUGAUCGAGUUUUCACGAAAAGCCCCCAGUGUUGGUCUCAUAGUGGACGUGUCUGAUGGGAUCUACUUCUUGAGUAAACUGUUGCUGAAUAUAAACAGUCAAAGCAAAAAACCGGAAACUGAGAAAAAGAUCCAUAAAGGACUCCUCGAAAUCUUCCAACCCAGUUUAAAAGGUUUCUUAGACAACCAAGGGUACCAGAAUUUCUUUUGUUUUUACCAGAACCUCAUUGUGAAACUUCCAAUUGUAUUUUGGAAAGAAAGCAAUGGGCUUGUGACUGCCAUGUCUACAGAGGAGGAGAAAUUAACGAAACGGUUGAAAGCUGCCAGAUUGUUGUGUUGUAUGGUGGACAAGAACAUGCAUCAAAAACUCUCAACCAAACAGUGGAAAACAUUCGUGACCACCACAGUACCAGUAAUUAUCAAGGUGUUAGAAUCCAGUUCAGCCAAACCAAAAUUCCUAGACCAAGUAAUGUGUCUCUUCCGUAACAUCCUGACAAUUGAUAAAGGAGACAAUCUCCAAGUAAUACCAACCAGUGUAGUGCCCACAUUGCAGACCCUCAAGAAAUCUGGACCCCGAAGUCAACAUAAGACUUGUAACUCCCUUCUCCAGCUUCUCCAAAGACAAGGACUCCAGAUGAAGACCCCAGAUGUAGCAGACACUUCGUCGACGACCCCUCAAUAAACACAGCCAAAAAAAAGUUUACAAUAA
Octopus sinensis (East Asian common octopus) is the source of this 3582-nucleotide messenger RNA. Its product is annotated as myb-binding protein 1A-like protein. Gene Ontology annotation, cellular component: nucleolus. Bases 169 to 3555 code for a protein of 1128 amino acids. Gene Ontology annotation, biological process: regulation of DNA-templated transcription. The transcript has 35 exons. Gene Ontology annotation, molecular function: sequence-specific DNA binding; transcription corepressor activity; RNA binding. The record is from RefSeq and is a predicted model, not a curated record. NCBI's taxonomy places the organism in Eukaryota, Metazoa, Mollusca, Cephalopoda, Octopoda, Octopodidae.